Hordeum vulgare subsp. vulgare (domesticated barley) is the source of this 942-nucleotide messenger RNA. RefSeq names its product ABC transporter C family member 10-like. Gene Ontology annotation, cellular component: plant-type vacuole; vacuolar membrane. Gene Ontology annotation, molecular function: ATP hydrolysis activity; ATPase-coupled transmembrane transporter activity; ATP binding. NCBI's taxonomy places the organism in Eukaryota, Viridiplantae, Streptophyta, Magnoliopsida, Poales, Poaceae. The record is from RefSeq and is a predicted model, not a curated record. Gene Ontology annotation, biological process: transmembrane transport. The transcript has 4 exons. Bases 1 to 690 code for a protein of 229 amino acids.
AUGAUGUUCAUCGGUCAGAGCUAUAGCCAAAUUCGUCGUUCCGUGCAGUUUUGGUCCGCAGGCGCGCUUGCCUUCCAGCCCGCCCCCCUCCAUCGAGAUCCAGCCCUCAUCACCGUUGACGUUCAGAGCCGCUUCCCUCGGGACAUCAGUACUAUAGGCUUACAUGACCUGCGCUCGCGUUUGGGUAUCAUUCCGCAAGAUCCAACACUUUUUCAGGGUGCAGUAAGAUACAAUCUAGAUCCUCUUGGGCAAUUCUCAGAUCAACAAAUAUGGGAGGUUCUCGACAAAUGUCAACUUCUUGAAGCUGUCCAGGAAAAGGAACAGGGAUUGGAUUCACACGUUGUGGAAGAUGGGUCCAACUGGAGUAUGGGCCAAAGGCAACUCUUCUGUCUCGGACGUGCACUUUUGAGAAGAUGCCGCAUCUUAGUUUUUGAUGAAGCCACAGCCUCUAUAGACAAUGCAACAGAUGUUGUCCUUCAGAAAACGAUCCGGUCAGAAUUCAAGUAUUGCACUGUUAUUACAGUUGCCCACCGUAUACCAACAGUUAUGGACUGUGAUAUGGUACUUGCAAUGAGCGACGGGAAAGUAGUGGAGUAUGACAAACCUACAAAGCUCAUGGAAACUGAAGGAUCUCUCUUUCACAAACUGGUGAACGAGUACUGGUCAUACACAUCGAACGGAAAUAUUUAGAAGAGACUGUCAAUUUUGAUUGCUUACUGGCUGCAGCUUUCCAAGAGAUAAAAGAUAAGUCGUCUUUUAGAAAAUAGUUCUAUGGUUGAAGACAUACAGUAAUCUGUGCUUCCUCAGAGGAUUCCAUCUAUUUGGAAUCCGAAGAAAGACAGUACUAUCUGUCUGUUAUUGUGUGGAAAUUUCUUUUGCUACCAGAAAUUCUGUGAAAUAUUCAGGUGGGGAUCCCUCCCCCCCUUGUCCGUUCAAAAAAAA